Molecule: messenger RNA, 1167 nt
Organism: Striga asiatica
Lineage: Eukaryota; Viridiplantae; Streptophyta; Magnoliopsida; Lamiales; Orobanchaceae
Source: the annotation of a GenBank genome assembly
AUGGUUUGGAAAUUACACGAGAAGAAGGAUAUGGAUCCCCCAGAGAGGCCCAAAAAGUAUAAUAGAAGAAAAGGCGAGGAUGAAGCAAAAGGAAAAAAGAAAGUGGUAGAAACUGCUACUGGUUUGAAACUGACCAAAAGAGGAGUUGUCAUGAAGUGCUCAAUUUGCAAGCAACCAAAUCACAAUUCAAGGGGCUGCCAUAAAAACCCACAAAGUAGACCCACCAAUCAAGGUCUGGAUGUGCCAGCAGCUACUACCAAUGGAAAGGAAUCUCAGACAAAUAAACAAUCUCACACUGAGCCAGUGAUUAGUGGAAAAGGAAAGAGAAACAAAAGAGGUUUUGAAGGUACAUCAACAGGUUUUGAAGGUGCACCUAAUGGAAAAAGGAAGAAGAAUAAGGAAAAAGGUCUUGAAGGUACAAGUAGUGGUGUAAAUGUGCCUGUGGUUGUCACUAAUGCUACAUCAAGUGCACCUAAUGGAGAAAGAAAGAGUGCAUCAUCUAAAUCAAAACUGAACAUUUUCACUCAAGAGAAAAGAAUGACAAGAAGUAGCACUCCCAAUAGGUCAAAACCCAAGAAGCAGCAGAAAUCCACAACCAAGCCACCUGUGACCUCAAGCCAGACUAGUGCAAAUCAAGUACCACCUAAAGAACCUCCACCAAAAAGAGUGACCAAAAGAAAAGAAUCUCAGACAAAUAAACAAUCUCAGACUGAGCCAGUGGUUAGUGGAAAAGGAAAGAGAAACAAAAGAGGUUUUGAAGGUACCUCAACAGGUUUUGAAGGUGCACCUAAUGGAAAAAGGAAGAAGAAUAAGGAAAAAGGUCUUGAAGGUACAAGUAGUGGUGUAAAUGUGUCGGUGGUUGUCACUUAUGCUACAUCAAGUGCACUUAAUGGAGAAAGAAAGAGUGCAUCAUCUAAAUCAAAACUGAACAUUUUCACUCAAGAGAAAAGAAUGACAAGAAGUAGCACUUGUGGAAAACCAAAGGCCUUUACUCAGCCAAUAGGUCAAAACCCAAGAAGCAGCAAAAAUAAUGUGAGAUUCUCCACAACCAAGCCACCUGUGACCUCAAGCCAGACUAGUGCAAAUCAAGUACCACCUAAAGAACCUCCACCAAAAAGAGUGACCAGAAGUAGUACCUUCUCCCCCAAAAAGAGCCAACAGAAGUAG